This is a messenger RNA of Olea europaea var. sylvestris, 1554 nucleotides long. RefSeq names its product LRR receptor-like serine/threonine-protein kinase FLS2. Gene Ontology annotation, molecular function: protein binding. Bases 256 to 1554 code for a protein of 432 amino acids. The record is from RefSeq and is a predicted model, not a curated record. NCBI's taxonomy places the organism in Eukaryota, Viridiplantae, Streptophyta, Magnoliopsida, Lamiales, Oleaceae. The transcript is spliced from 4 exons.
AGUGGCGAAAUCCUUUCAUGGAUUCAUUUCUUAACUAAAUUACAAGUUUUGGAUCUUUGUAAUAACAGUUUUGCAGGUUUCGUCCCACCUUCUCUCUCUAAUAUAUCGACGCUCCAGUAUUUGGAUCUCUCUCUCAAUCCUCUACAAGGGAAAAUCCCAGAAGACAUUGGAAAUCUUCGUAACUUGAAAGUACUUGCAUUACAAAAUAACAGUCUCACUGGUGUAAUACCAUUGCAGAUUUUUAACAUAUCGACAAUGGAAAUUCUUGCUUUCACAGGGAAUAACUUCACUGGUAAUCUCCCUCUUCACAUAUGCCAUGGCCUCCCAAGACUCCAAGGGUUUCUUCUAUCGAAAAAUGAAUUGGGUGGUGAAAUUCCAUCCAAUCUAUCGGAAUGUUUACAACUUGAGAACCUUUCUUUGUCUCUCAACAAAUUUAGUGGAUCCAUUCCUGGAGAAAUUGGGAGAAUAAGGACACUUCAGAAUUUGUAUCUUGGUUCAAAUGAUUUGUCCGGUGCAAUUCCACUUGAGCUGGGUAAUCUGGAUAACCUCAAGUUGUUGAGCAUGGGAUAUAAUUUUCUUAAUGGCUCUAUACCAGCCAGUAUCUUUAACAUUUCAUCAUUGCAAUAUGUUGAGAUUCAAGAAUGCUACCUAUCUGGCAAGCUUCCAAUUUCUAUUGCAAAUUCUUCUAAACUCACUACAAUUUUCCUGGCUCUGAACAACUUUAAUGGACCAAUUCCAAACUUCCUCGGGAAUUUGCGCUUCAUUGAAAGGUUAGUCUUGUCAGACAACAAUUUCAUUAGUGAAUCUCCAGAACUGAGCUUCAUUACUUCGUUGACAAAGUGUAGACAUUUAAAAUUAUUGUCUAUUUCCAACAAUCCUUUGAAUGGCACUCUUCCAUUAUCAAUUGGAAAUUUGUCAACUUCUCUUCAAUAUCUUCGUGGUCAUAGUUGUGAUCUCAGAGGUAGCAUUCCAAAUAGAAUUGGCAAUCUCACCAGUUUGAUCAAUUUAGAUCUAUUUGACAAUGACCUGGCAGAAUCAAUUCCAGCAAGCAUGGUGAAUUUACAAAAGCUUCAAGGAUUAGAUCUUUAUCACAAUAACAUAAGUGGAUCUAUCCCAGACUCUUUCUGUGAACUUCAAAAUUUAUAUAAAUUGGCAUUGUCAGAAAAUCAAAUAUCUGGUGCUAUUCCAGGGUGCAUAGGGAAUAUUACUACACUAGGGUAUCUAGAGAUCGAUUCCAACAUAUUGACUUCCACCAUACCUGCAAGCCUAUGGCUACUGAAAGGUCUUCUGGAGUUGAAUCUAUCUACAAAUAUUUUGACCGGCUCUCUACCUCAAGAAAUUGGGAACCUGGAGUUUGCAUUUCUUAUCGAUCUAUCGGUCAAUCGGUUGUCAGGUAUUAUUCCAAACACAAUAGGAGAUUUACAGACCUUGAGCAAUCUUUCUUUAACACAUAACGCACUGCAAGGAUCUAUUCCGGAGUCAGUGGUAAUAUCCCCAAGUCCAUGGAGGAACUCAAGCAUCUCACGUACUUGGAUAUUUCUUUCAAUGAUUUAA